This is a messenger RNA of Spinacia oleracea (spinach), 1028 nucleotides long. RefSeq names its product protein COFACTOR ASSEMBLY OF COMPLEX C SUBUNIT B CCB1, chloroplastic. NCBI's taxonomy places the organism in Eukaryota, Viridiplantae, Streptophyta, Magnoliopsida, Caryophyllales, Amaranthaceae. The record is from RefSeq and is a predicted model, not a curated record. Bases 82 to 891 code for a protein of 269 amino acids. The transcript is spliced from 4 exons.
UGUUCCAUUGUAGAAAAAACACAUUUCCACAGCCAAAACUAUCUUAUCCCCUAAAAAUUAUCAGAAAAAUUGCAUCAAAAAAUGGCAGCAAACCUAUUCUCUCCACUCUCAUGUUAUUGUUCAAUCUCGAAUUACAAAACCAGAGAAAAUUAUCUCUCCAACCAGAACCACAACCAACACCACCCAUUUGCAGCUAAUUUGAAGGCGAAAAGGGUAGUAAAAAUGGGUGCAUCUGUAGAAGAAAUGAGUAUAUCCUCAGAAUUGGCAACAGAUUUAGCUAAUCAUCUUCAUGAGAAUCCUUCCUCAGUUAUUUUAAUGGCGGAAAGUGUUGGGUAUUCUGUUGCUAGUUAUUAUACUUCUCUGGGUCUGUUUGUUAUAUCUGUUCCUGGGCUUUGGUCUCUGAUCAAACGGUCAGUGAAAUCUAAGAUAGUAAAAAAGACUUAUGUACAAGGGGAUGAGAUAAAGAAGGCUCCAAAUCAGGUUGCAGGGGAAGUGUUAUCCUACUUCACUCGCAACAAUUUUACGGUGACUGAUAGAGGAGAGACGAUUACUUUUGAAGGGACAAUGUUACCGAGUAGAGGGCAAGCAGCAUUGCUGACAUUCUGCACUUGCAUAAGCCUAGCAAGUGUAGCUCUUGUGCUCACUAUUACAUUUCCAGAUGUGGGCAACAAUUGGUUUUAUAUCAUUGCACUUAGUCCUUUGGCUGGAGCAUAUUAUUGGAAACGAGCAACACGAAAGGAACAGAUCAAGAUCAAAAUGGUUGUAAGAGAAAACGGGACACUAUCAGAAAUCGUUGUUCAGGGAGAUGAUCAGCAAGUAGAGCAAAUGAGAAAGGAACUACAGCUAAACGAGAAGGGAAUGGUAUAUGUUAAGGGCAUUCUCGAAAGAUAAUUAUACCCUGCCAAAUUCUUAUUAUUUUAGAUACUACCAUUGUAAAAAUAAUACAAGAAAAUCUCAUCUCAUCCCUUGUAUGUUUCUGAAGAGCAUUUUGUGCGGCAAAUACAGUCUUUGUUGAGAUGUACUGUAAA